Westerdykella ornata is the source of this 1350-nucleotide messenger RNA. RefSeq lists its product as uncharacterized. The transcript has 5 exons. Lineage: Eukaryota; Fungi; Ascomycota; Dothideomycetes; Pleosporales; Sporormiaceae. The coding region runs from base 1 to 1350 and encodes 449 amino acids. The record is from RefSeq and is a predicted model, not a curated record.
AUGUAUAGAGCCUCCACAGGCGACCUCAGCUACAUCGAUGACCACCCAGCCCGCGGCGAGCGAUGGGACCGCCAUCGCUUCGAGCGGGUGAGGGGCGGACACAAAGACCACGACCAUUUCCGCUACACCGACCACGACAGGUAUCCCGGAGGCCACAUUGACAUUGACAUUCACAAAGACUACGACCGCCACGCCCAUCGUACAGCUGUCCGUGACCGCUAUCGUGAAGAGGACCGCUUCAGCCGAUCCCAUCGCCGGUCAGACCUGUUCGACGAGCCUACCCCCUCCGAGAUCGCGAACCAGGCCCUUGCCCCAUAUCGUCGCAAGUCGGUCGUCGAGAAGGACAUUGACAUUGCCAUCCGCCGCCCAGCUCGUCCUGGAUACCACCGCCGUCAGUCAUCCCUAGACACCUAUGAUCGCCGUCCCCUGCCUCGCUAUUCCGAGUACGAGCGUGAGGAAUGGAGACCCCCGACCAACGUGCCUAUUCCCCUACCCAUCCGCGAACGGCGCAGAUCUCCACGACGCCAUAGGGAUGAUGAAUACGAUCACCACAGAUAUCAUGACUAUGAGCGCGAACGCGAGCGCGAGCGUCGCGGUCGCCCGGUUGAAGAAUACAGGGAAGUUGAAAUUCAGCGGGAGAAGAGCACCCGCCGCCGGAGCCGAAGCCGCCGCCGUGCGAGGAGCAUCGCUGCGUCUUCGACUCGCAGCUCCUCUACCUCCAGCUUCGAGGAGAUCGUCCUGCCCCGGGCUAACGUGGGGAAGAAGGGCAAAACGCGGAUGCCCAAACGCCUGGUUAAGAAACAAGCCAUUAUCGAGCUCGGUUAUCCCUUCGAGGAGGAGGACGACUUCAUUAUCGUAACGCGGGCGCUCGAGAAGGAGCACAUAGACGAGAUCAUCAAAGUCAGCGAGAAUUACAAAGAGGAAAAAACGACUUACGUCUACGCGGAGAAGAGCGAACCUGUAGAGGUUGCCCCGCCCGCUCCGAGUGUCCAUCAUGCGCCCUCUGUACGAAGUGUAUCUCCGUCCCGGCAUGGUCACGAAGUAUACGAGGAGCGCAUCGAGGAGUCGAACCAUAUCGGCGGCCCCUUGACUGUUCUGGUCCCUGACGAGGCGCAGAGGCGUCUCACCCGUGUGGAACACGACACUCGCUCGGAGCGCGACAUCAAAGAGGAAAUCCGGGCCUUGGAAGCCGAACGACGCAUGCUCAAGUAUGAGCGGGAAGGCGACUACGACGUAGUCCUCGAACGACGUGAGCCCCGCAGAGAAGUCAUCCGUGUCGAAAAGGAUCGAAAGGUAAGACGGGAGCCAAAUCCAAAGUUGCUCGGUGCCAUGAUAGCGACGCUCACCUAA